Molecule: messenger RNA, 1623 nt
Organism: Mycotypha africana
Lineage: Eukaryota; Fungi; Mucoromycota; Mucoromycetes; Mucorales; Mycotyphaceae
Exons: 4
Coding region: 1-1623 (540 amino acids)
Source: RefSeq, a predicted model, not a curated record
AUGUCUUCUACUAUUGUAGCAAGAAAGGAAUCACCAUAUAAUCCUUUUCUUACACAGGUAUUAUUACCAGGCUUCAGAAUUGGAAUCAUCUUUUUGGCUUUGGUUGUGAUUGGAUUAAGCACCUGGUUAGAGACAAAUGAAUCAAUUGAAGAUUGCUCUUUCAGAAGCAGCCUAUCAUUUCAUCAAAUUUACCUGUACAGAAAUAUUUCAAGUAAUUUAACGACACCAGACUCAGUUUCUUUUGGUUUAUGGAAGUCGUGUUAUUUAUACGCCCUGAAUUGUUCAUGUACGCCAACCAAUUUGAAAUACCAACCAGACAUCUCAACAUUACUACAGGUGGCCACUACGCAUAAAGCUGUUCCACCAGUAUCUACCAGCAGUACAUCACUUGCUAAAGUUCUACCAUUAUCUACAGCAAUUGUUUUUUGCUUUAUUGCCCUUCUAAUAGGAAUCUGGGUUAACCGCUGGCACCACUAUCAAUACCAUUAUCGCGUGUCGACAAAAAGAUGGGUCGUUUAUCCUAAACUAACCGCCACCAUUCUAUUAUUACUGGCGGCUAUUUUGAGUGCUUAUGUUUUUGGCUCAACCUACACAUCUUAUUUCAAUCAAAUCAAACAUGUUUGUCAGGAUCCCAACAACAAAGUUUCUUGUGCUCGACAUGCUAUUGGCAUUGAAGUCAUUCUUUUUGGAAUCACAUCAGGCCUUCUGUUUCUAGCAUUCCUCUUUUGGUUCUACUUCUCAAAAUCUACUUACAACAACACGUCCUCCAACGCUAUAAACGAAUAUAAUGUUAACACGGUUGCAUAUGCGCCAGAAGACGAUGAACUACCUGAUAGUACCCAAUCACAAUUUCAGCAGCAGCAGCAGCAUAAAUUACACCAACCACAGGACGAAUUGGCAGUUUGGCGCGAUGUUGCCAUGUAUGAUAUUCAGGAAAAGAAAACUAAGAAGGAAAAAGGUAUCAAUAAAUGGAGUGCCACUAAACAAGCGUACCAAAAUCAGACACAUAUGAACAGUAAUGGCUUGUCACCACUUCCACCGCCUCCGGCAGUUUUGACACCUACAUUGCCAUUGAUAGAUAACAUAAGAAGUUCAAAAUCACGUUUAACAUCAAAAGACUAUCGCGAACGAAAGUCGUCUCAACAUCCUUACUACAUAUCAACAACAUCACCAAGCCCACAGUACGACAAAAAGACUCAUGGACAUUUUACCAAUAAGCAUAACAGUAGCCAUUAUAAUAAUUAUAGACGAGAAAGUGAUGAUUCAGCCUUCACUUUUGGGAACCAUCCAACACCACGAGGCAACAAUAUAUCUAAGACUAGGUCGCCACACCCUAUGAUUUCCUACUAUCCAAAGACAACAACCAUAAAUAAUAGGGGCUCUUUUUGUAUGACACAUUAUCAGAAUGAUAGUUAUUCUUUAGGAUCGAGUAAUAGCAGUGAUAGAGCAGCGGCGAGAGAUUCAACAGGUAGUUUAAAUUACUUUGAUCAUCAACAGCAUCAAGUGCCCAUUUUGAAUAUGCCUCCUGCAGGUAAUUGUAUCAAUACGUCCUUUAUGGAGCAUCCUUUAAAUAAGAAGGUCAUCAAAGACAAGCGCAUACAAGAGUAUUUACAGAAGCAAUAG